CAAAGGCACUGCACGCGGAAGGAAACCCGCCAUUGAAUCAAGCUUAACGUGAGCGGUACGUUGUGGUGCACUCUAUUAAAAAGGUGCAAUUUUUUUAGUCCCAAACCUGUCUUUUGUAUUUCGUUGGAGGAAUGGCGUACAGAGGACAAGGACAGAAGGUCCAGAAGGUUAUGGUCCAGCCCAUUAACCUAAUUUUCAGAUACCUUCAAAAUCGUUCACGAAUCCAGGUCUGGCUGUAUGAGCAGGUGAACAUGCGGAUAGAAGGCUGCAUCAUUGGUUUUGAUGAGUACAUGAACCUGGUUCUAGAUGAUGCUGAGGAGGUCCACAUGAAGACUAAGAACAGGAAGCCACUGGGGAGGAUCAUGUUGAAAGGAGACAACAUAACCCUGCUGCAGAGUGUGUCCAACUAGUGACGGAGGGGACGCCAACAAAUCUCAUCUUUCCUAGAAAGAAAUGUUUUUCUUUUUUAUUUUGAAUUUGUGUUUAUAUGACAUGGAUUUUGUAAUUGCCUCCACAUAGUUCAUUUUGAGAAUAAACUUUUUUUUUUCUUACAAAUGUU
Melanotaenia boesemani (Boeseman's rainbowfish) is the source of this 559-nucleotide messenger RNA. RefSeq names its product small nuclear ribonucleoprotein polypeptide E (gene snrpe). The coding region runs from base 132 to 410 and encodes 92 amino acids. Gene Ontology annotation, cellular component: U4 snRNP; U5 snRNP; precatalytic spliceosome. The transcript has 5 exons. Gene Ontology annotation, molecular function: RNA binding. NCBI's taxonomy places the organism in Eukaryota, Metazoa, Chordata, Actinopteri, Atheriniformes, Melanotaeniidae. The record is from RefSeq and is a predicted model, not a curated record. Gene Ontology annotation, biological process: mRNA splicing, via spliceosome; spliceosomal snRNP assembly.